CACUACARCUACUCGCUUGCUACGACGGAAAGGACUUUUUAAUAUCUCAUUUAAUAUCUCCUGAACAUCAAAUUCAAGUACAAAAAAUGGCUGGUCUAGUAAAGCAAAAGAAGUAUGAUUGGAAAGAUUCGAAUUUAGCUUUUUUUGGCUCUGAUUUGGAAAGAAACAUCAAGAAGGAAUCUGCUGGGACCGAGCCGGCCUGGGAAGGAGCAGGACAGAAACCUGGCCUUCAAAUAUGGAGAAUUGUGAAUUUCAAGGUGGAGCAUUGGCCCAAAGARCAAUAUGGGAAAUUCUUCAACGGAGAUUCGUACAUCAUUCUAAAUACCUACAAAGAUCCAAACGGCGAUGAAUUGCUCUACGACGUUCAUUUCUGGAUCGGCGCUCAGUCGACGCAAGACGAGUACGGAACGGCUGCGUACAAAACUGUCGAGCUAGACACUCUCUUGGAUGACAAACCUGUCCAACACAGACAAGUUCAGGGAUUUGAAACUGAUCUAUUCAAGAGUUACUUUAAGAGGAUUCAGAUUCUUCACGGGGGAGCUGAGAGUGGUUUCAAAGCAGUUGGACCAGAAAAAUAUAACACGCGACUACUUGAGGUCAAAAUUGAGACCAUCAAUGGCAAGAAAAAGGAGAUGGUCUGUGAGAAACCAAUGAAGAAGUCGAGUAUGAACAACGGUGAUGUGUACAUUAUCGACAAAGGUCUUCACAUCAUCAUGUGGUGUGGUCAAGAUGCGUCUCCAUUCGAAAGGAACAAAGGAAAAGAAGUAGCCAUGGCACUUGAUGAAGAAAGAAAUGGCAAAGCCAAAGUAGAAGUUCUUGAUGACCAAGAU
This is a messenger RNA of Exaiptasia diaphana, 830 nucleotides long. Its product is annotated as gelsolin-like protein 1. Gene Ontology annotation, molecular function: actin filament binding. The transcript has 10 exons. The record is from RefSeq and is a predicted model, not a curated record. The annotation marks the transcript as partial. Lineage: Eukaryota; Metazoa; Cnidaria; Anthozoa; Actiniaria; Aiptasiidae.